AUGUCGCUGCAGACAUUACUUGUCCCCUCGGUACAGAGGAUUAUUCCUAUCAGUCCUCCGCCUCAUGUCCUUUCCGAGUCUUAUACGACUACUCGCACAGAUCACUUUGCUACUCUCCCAAAUGAGCUCCUUUUCUUGAUAUUUUCCCUUCUCGAAGCAGAGCAGUCCCCUCAUGAGAUCAAACUCGCCCAAUGGAGUCCUCUAACCAGAGUCUGCCGACGGUGGCGCGAUGUCGCAGAAACCCUCCUCUACCGGACCCUCCUGUUGAAGGACCGUAACCCUCGCAUUGUCAAAUGGUGGGCAGCUGAUAAACAGAGACUGUCAAAACUGCUGGCGACGUUGCAAAAGAGACCCCAUCUUCGCUACUAUACCCAGUCUUUGCAUGUGACUGUCGACUAUGAUACGUACCCCGAGGAUAUCCUUCACAUAAUGGAUCUUCUCCCUUGCGUUCGGCAACUGACAAUCCAGUUGGACCUUCUUAAAAAUUCAUACCUCCCGCUUCUGCAGAGCGUUGUAAGGAUGAAGCUCGAAGAACUCGAGUUUGUCGGAUACGGCGCCUCUCCUUCCUUGAACCUGCUGUUCACUAUCUUGAGCCAGAUGCCAACCGUGAGGAGACUCUCCACCUACCGUUGGGGCUGGUGUCGGGAUGGCAGCGUAUAUACAAGCUUCGCACACGACGACAGUGCUUCUAUGACAACAGAAGAACUAUCACAGCUUCUUCCAUUUAACAAACAAGGAACAUCCGCACUGACGAGCCUUCAUCUGCAAGACCCGAAGACAUCGAUUGAGGUAACCGAGUGUUUCUUUCGAUGGCCCGCUCGACUCGAGGAGAUCAGUCUCUUGUCACUCUGCUACGGACCAUAUGAGAGUCAGUACGAUGCCCGUAGCAUCCAGCGACUGCUUUCGAUUCACAAGGACUGGCUGCAGAACAUAACCCUGGGCCCUAUUCCGCCCCAAGGAGGAGACAUUCCCGACUUUUCAGACUUUCCUCGUCUUAACGAUUUACAUGUAACUCUGUACAAGUCUUCGUCCAAUAAGCGUGAGACGCCGUAUGCCAUCUACAAGAAGAUUGCAGCACCCAAUCUCCGACAUCUCGAAAUCGACCUUGGCGAUGAACGUCAGCCGGAAGACCAGUGGGUGGUUGAGUUUCUUGCUCUCGUGCGACUUGGACGGAAGAAAUGUCCUCGACAAACAUGUAUCCAAUGCGUGGAUGUCAACUACUGCCGAUGGGGUGACUUGGCCCUGGGACUCGCGCGGAGGAGCAGUAUCAGCUGUGAGAGCGUGCGAUAUUAUAUCGAUGUCCAGUGA
Aspergillus pseudoviridinutans is the source of this 1308-nucleotide messenger RNA. Its product is annotated as F-box protein. The coding region runs from base 1 to 1308 and encodes 435 amino acids. Lineage: Eukaryota; Fungi; Ascomycota; Eurotiomycetes; Eurotiales; Aspergillaceae. The record is from RefSeq and is a predicted model, not a curated record. The transcript has a single exon. Gene Ontology annotation, molecular function: protein binding.